This is a messenger RNA of Carcharodon carcharias (great white shark), 7190 nucleotides long. RefSeq names its product leucine-rich repeat kinase 1 (gene lrrk1). The record is from RefSeq and is a predicted model, not a curated record. Gene Ontology annotation, molecular function: ATP binding; protein binding; protein kinase activity. The transcript has 34 exons. Gene Ontology annotation, biological process: protein phosphorylation. Bases 254 to 6226 code for a protein of 1990 amino acids. Lineage: Eukaryota; Metazoa; Chordata; Chondrichthyes; Lamniformes; Lamnidae.
CGGCUCAAGCGGCUGGUUCCUCGAUCCCGGGACAGCUCCGGCUCUGGGUCCAGCUCCGACUCCGGCUCCGGCUCCAGCCCCAGUUCCGGGUCCAGCCCCGGCUCUGCCUCCUCUCCCAGGGGCGGUCACUCUCCAGGGAGUAAAUGUUGCUGAAGAGCCUGUCUGGGAACCUUUGACAUUGUGUGUGAUGAGUUGAGGUCACAUCCCUGUGGCUGAAUUCACUUUUGAGUUCAGUGAAGCAACCACUGCUGAGAUGUACUGGGAUGUGGGUCAUGAGGACAGUCAUGAAGACAACAUGGCACAGGAAACAGAGAUCGUCCCUGAGACUACUGGAAGUAAGCAGCCAGGGUCUGACAGCCUGUCCUUCAGUCAGUGCUCAACCCUGGAGAACAUUCAGGCAGCGUACAGAACGGGAGAGGUGGGAAAAGCUCAGCAACUCACCAGGCUGCUCUGUUUGGAGACAAACUGCAAAGCGGAGGAGCUCUUGGGUAUCACAGCCUCACAUGGAGACGCAGAGAUGGUGCAGUAUCUCCUCCAGGAGGCAAGGCUGGAGCUGUUAAAGGAGCUGAAUGAUGCAAACCCGGCGAUUAUUGCUGCACACGAGGGUCACGAAGAGGUGGUCAGAGUAUUACUGAAUUCUACUCCAGGUUUGUGUGUUAACAAGGAUCUGCUGAACUGGAUGCUCGCUGCAGCGUGUAAACAGGGACAUCUGGAUGUCGUGAGGCUCUUAGUACAUGUGUACAAGGCAGAGACUGACAGCUGUGGAAUGAGGACACAGGACCACCCCAUCAUCACAGGCCAGCCCCUGUACGCUGCAAUGAAGGCAGGGAGUGAAGAGAUUGCAGGAUUUCUUCUGGAUAAUGGGGCCAGUUUUUCAUCUUAUGUCUUACUGGAUCACCCAGAACUCAGCAACCAGCUCCUGAGGAAACAGUUUACAGAACCAAGUAGCCAGUAUGAAGGCUCUGACAGACAAACUGGCUUGUCACUGAAGUGGUCACAUCUGAGGCUGCCCUGGUUAGAGUUGGACUGGUUUAUAGAUGUUUCCAAUCAAAUAACAGAACUUGAUCUGAGUAAGAACAGCCUCACUUACCUUCCUUCAGUUAUUCCUUGGGGAUUAGUGCAUCUGAAAAAACUCAACUUGUCUGCAAACCAGCUGAAGGACUUGCCCAACGCAACCACUUCAGAAGAAAUACUCUGUACAGGCAUACUGGAGAUUGAUGUGUCAAGGAACCAACUGAGCUGCCUGCCCACUGGCUUCUUACAUCUCCCAAAGCUUGAAAAACUCACAGCUUUCACUAAUUUACUGGAGAAAUUAUUUGAUGAGGAGAAAGCAACGAACUGGAUUGGAUUGCGGAAACUGCAGGCGCUCGAUGUUUCUGACAAUAAACUUGAGCUUUUGCCCACAACUUUCCUGCACUGUUUCAAAUCCCUGAGCAGCCUGAAAGUGUCUCAGAAUAUGCUCAAGUGCUUUCCUGAACCCUGGGCCUGUCCUUUGAAAUUUUGUAACGCCUCUGGAAAUUUGCUGGAAUUCAUUCCAAACACACUCUGUAUCUUCUGGAAGAAUUAUCUUAAAGAAGUAAAUUUCUCUGACAAUUUACUGAAGGAAGUGCCAGCAAACAUCUUUGAGCUUAAGGCCCUGAACUCCCUGAAAUUGUCCGGCAAUCAGUUACAAUCACUUCCUCCAGUGGACAGAUGGCAGUGCUCAAACCUCAAAUCACUUGAUCUCUCUCGAAAUCAGCUUGGAAAGAGUGAAGAAGGAACCAGAAGUAGAAAAGUCAGUUUUUUCACAACGCGACAAAAGAGAAAUACAGACACAGUUGAAUUCCCACAGUUCCUUGGUGAGUGCUUGGAAGUUCUGCAUCUGGACAAUAAUUUUCUUGACUCAGUCCCUCAGUCGGUGUGCUUGCUGCGAACCCUCUCUGAGCUGUACCUUUCAAAUAAUCCUGGACUCCGGGAGCUUCCCACUGAGCUUGGUCAGCUGGCUAACAUGUGGCAGCUGGACAUCGAUCAAUUAAACAUCUCGAAUGUGCCCACAGAUGUCAGGAACGAAGGGCCUUCGGCAGUGCUGGCCUAUCUAAGAGCACAGCUACGGAAAGCUGAGCCUUGCAAGCUGCUGAAGAUGAUCAUUGUUGGACCCCCGCGUCAGGGGAAGUCCACUCUGCUGGAGACUCUGCAGUCUGGGAAGCCCACACAAAACACAUACAAAGAAAGUAGCAUCCAAACCACCAGCUGGGAGCUUCUACGACCUGCCGCAUUCAAGACUAAGAUGGAUUCGGUUGUGUUUAAUGUGUGGGAUGUUGGAGGUGCUGUCAAAAUGGCGACAGUAAAUCAGUGCUUCUUCACUGAUAAAGCUCUCUAUGUGGUUGUGUGGAACCUGGCGCUUGGAGAGGAAGCAGUUGCAAACCUGCAGUCUUGGCUCCUGAACAUUGAGGCAAAAACUCCAAACGCUACAGUGAUUGUAGUAGGGACCCAUCUGGAUUUAAUUGACACAAAAUUCCGUACGGAGAGAAUUGCUACUCUUCGAGCCUAUGUGCUGGCACUGUGUCGAUCUCCAUCCGGACCCCGAGCAACUGGCUAUCCUGACAUCAGCUGCCGCAAUUUACAUGAGAUAUCCUGCAAGACACUUGAUGGACUAGAAGGGCUUCGUAAACUGAUCUUUCAAGUUGCUUGCAGCAUGAAGGAUACGGGGAAUCUAACAGCAUCCCAGAAACUGGUUGGGAGAUUGAUACCAAAGAGCUAUUUCAAUCUGUUAAAUGCUGUUAUGAAAGAGCAACAGAGAAGAAGCAAUAGUAAUGAGGUCCAAUACUUAACUGACCAGCAACUGGAGGAGAUUGUGCAGCAGAUUCCCGACAAUGAUAUCAAGGACAUUGAAGACAUACAGACCGCCCUUGCCUUCCUUAUUGAGACAGGAGCACUGCUGCAUUUCCCAGACACCAGUCACGGCCUGCGAAACCUCUACUUCCUGCAUCCAGUGUGGUUAUCGGAAUGCUUGGAGAGAAUUAUCAAUCUCAAAGCCUCCCGCUUUCGUGCCAACAAUGGCAUAAUACAGGUGAUGGAGCUGAGGGCAUUGCUGGCUGGAACUGGCUUCACCGAGCAGAUUGAGGAGCAAUAUUUCCAAUUUUUAGCCAAGUUUGAGAUUGCACUUCCUAUUACCAACAACAGUUACCUCCUCCCACACUUGCUGCCACCAAAGCCAGGCUUUGACUUUGGCAAUCUGAGAGGCAAGAGCACCAACACCAUCCAGAGACUUUUCAAAAUGAACUUUGUGCCCGUUGGCUUCUGGCAGCGGUUUAUUGCCCGCAUUUUGAUUAGCCUGGCAGAGAUGGAUACCCAGCUCUUUGAGAAUGAAAAGAAUCCAAAGCGAGGCAGAGCAAAUCGAACCUCAGUUUACAGCUUCACAAGAUCACAUCGUCGCAAUCGCUGCAGCACCUUCCGAGUCAGAAGAAAUCAAACUAUUUAUUGGCAAGAAGGUUUGCAGGUGAACUACGAUGGUGGGUUUCUAAGUGUGGAGUCCUCUGAGGUGAACUGGAAAAGGAAAAAGAGUGCAGGAAUAAAAAUCAAUUGCCAGUCUGAAACACGGGAUUUCUCAGCCGUUGCGUUCAUCACUGAUCAUGUCAAUUCUCUGAUUGAUCAGUGGUUUCCAGCUCUUACAGCCACUGAAGCUGAUGGAUCUCCCUUGGUCGAGCAAUAUGUUCCCUGUCCUCACUGCACCCCCACAACCACAGAGGAAACACAAGUCCAGUCCCAGGCUCAGGGCUUGCAUUACUUCAGUAUGGAGGACUGUUUACUCACUGCCAUCGAACACACACACAUCGAGUGUCCAAACCACCCAACAGACCCUGUACCACUGGAGGAGCUGGUUCCCGAACUUUUUAUGACUGAUUUCCCAGCCCGGUUAUUUCUGGAUAUGAGUUGUCUAGAACAGAGUGAAGAUGCAAACUAUAUCCUGGGACAAGGAGGAAGUGGGACCACAGUAUACAGAGCAAAAUAUAACACAGUCCCCAUAGCAGUCAAGAGAUUCCACUUCAAGAAAUGCCGGCAACCAUCUGAUGGCUUCAACACAGAUUCGAUGUUCAGGCACCUGGAAGCUAUGGAGGCAUUACGAAAUUUCUCCGAGUUCCGUCAGGAGGCCAGCAUUCUUCACUCCAUGCAACACCCCUGCAUCGUGUCACUGGUUGGCAUCAGUAUUCACCCACUUUGCUUCGCCUUGGAGCUGGCUCCAUUGGGCAGUCUCAACACUGUACUGACUGAAUACUCUAAAGGCACCUUGUUUAUACCCCUGGGAUGCAUCCUAACUCACAGAAUAGCCUAUCAAAUUGCAGUUGGCUUGGCCUAUCUGCACAGAAAAAACAUCAUCUUCUGUGACCUCAAGUCCGAUAAUGUUUUAGUUUGGACUCUGGAUCUGACAGAUCCAGUAAAUGUGAAGUUAUCCGAUUAUGGGAUAUCUCGUCAGUCAUUCCACGAAGGAGCCCUUGGUGUUGAAGGUACCCCCGGAUAUCAGGCACCAGAGGUCAUGCCUGGAAUUGUUUAUGAUGAAAAGGUUGACAUGUUCUCGUAUGGAAUGGUCCUGUAUGAGUUGCUGUCUGGGCAACGGCCAGUCCUUGGACAACACCAGGCACAGAUUGCUAAAAAGCUGUCAAAAGGAGUGCGACCUUCACUGGGAGCGCUGGAAGAGGUGCAGUUCUAUAGAAUGCACAAUCUGAUGACUGAGUGCUGGGAUACAAAACCUGAAAAGCGACCAGGAGCAGGUUCUGCCCUCAGACUGAUGCAGGAUCCCAGUUUCCCAGCAUUCAUGUACAUCCUGCGGUGCGGUGAACAAAGCUCAUUUUGUCCCUCUCAAGAACUUGAGCGAACUGUCAUUUUUUGGGAUGGAGAAGGAAACGACAGGAAUUACAGUGUGGUGAAUAUCGACAAAGGGCUGAUUGAAGUGGAUCACAUCAGCUGCCCUGGAAUUAGACUGAGUUGUCAGCUGAAGCUGCAGAGUGCAUUGUGGACAGCAACAGAGGAUCAGAAGAUUCAGGUUUACAGCCUUAAAGGAAUGUGUCCCUUAAACGUGCCUCUGCAAGUGCUGGAUGUUCCUGCCAUUGUUACGUGUUUCUUGCCUGUAUCACGUGGAAACCAGAAAUCUCCACUAAUGCUUGCUGGUACAGCUGAUGGGAUGGUUGCCGUUUACUCAUUAGUCAAUGAGAUUCCCGAGGGUUGGUCAUCAUACCUGUGCUCACGUUCAGCAAACAAGUUUCAGUUCAAAAUCCCCGACAAUGACCUUCGACAGAAUGCAUACCCCGUUACUGACAUGGUAGCGGUGAACAGUGAAUCCGAAGUGUGGUACAGCAACGGUCCUGGGAUCCUGGUCAUAGAAACACUUACUGCAGAAAUAACUUGGAGAUUGGAACCUUAUCAGCCUCCCUCUCAGGUCAUAUCAAUGACUUGCAACCUUGGAUGUAAUGGGGAAGAGGUCAUCUGGUGUCUGGAUGACAAGACAAGUACUUUAGUAAUGUACCGUUCUUAUCAGAUCUGUGCCCGGUACACAUGCAGUGACUGUAAUCCAUUGCGAGACAUGUUCACCAUCCAGCAGCCUACCAAUGCCACACCAGCCACAGCCAUUACACCCAAGGACGUGAAUGACUCCAACUCCACAGAUGUCAGCAUCAUCUUCAAUGAUGAGGUUGGGACACAGAUAAUAAGACAUUUUGAUUCUAUGACUGAUUACUGUUCUCUGUCCUCCGAAUCUUGCUCCUUCACCAACAGGAACACCAGAUCGUCAUUUAAUGCACUGAGCUUACCAGCCAGUCCCAUAAGUAUUCCUUAUUCUACUGACUAUGAUGAAUCAGACAAGUCAAAUUUAUCAUGUGACAGGUCUGGGGCCGUCUCCCCAUUGGUGGAUGAUGUCAAACAGCUACAAGCUAUAAAAAUCUUAACAGUAAAGGACACUCUGUGGAUACCAAGACAAGGUGGGGAUAUCAUUGUUAUUGAGCUGGAAAACCAGCCUGGUUGCCAGCAAGGCAGGGUAACAGCAGUGCUGAAGGCAGAAUCUGUCUCCAAAGGCAGCAAGCUCGUGGAAGCCGCUGUUGUGGCGAAGGACACGGUGGUCUGCUGCUUUCGGGAUGAGACCGGAGAUUGGAUGCUGUAUGUUUGGAGGGCCUGGGGAUCCAGGGAAUUUGAACUUUUCUAUCAGUCGUAUGAGGAGUUGGCGAGAAUGGAAGUCAGCAUGCGCAGACGGAGGUAGCCCAGUGAACUUAAUUCAGCCCCUCUCGUUAUGUAAACCCUACAGCCUGAGGAGGACUGUGGAACAGACAAUAAUUCUGUUCUCGAACUAAGGCUGCAACAUCAACAAUAAGAAAAUAAAAUACUCAUCGCUGAUUUUCUCUGUGAACUUAACCCAUGAAAGCACGAGGCACAGUAUAUGAAAAACUGAGUACAACUGCUGAGAUCGGAUUGUCGAAAUGGGUGGAAAUCAUUGCAGGUCCCGUUGCACAGAAUGGGAAUUCAGUCAGGUUUCAAACACACUUUCUGAAUUCCGAUCUCCAUAUCACUGCUGCUGGUUACUUCAUGUACAGUCGAAUAUUUCUCUCUACUUGGAACUGUAAACCCAUAUCUGAUCCCUGUAAAGAGUUUAAAUGGGGAGAAUGUAUUUAUUGUGCAAUGAAUGUGAAGAACAAAUUGUCUGUAAAUGAUAGAAGUUCUGAACCUGUGAGAGAUUCGGUUACAACUUUCAGGAAUUUUGUGGAGUAGAGAUACAGGAUUUGUUCACACAAUUUCUCUUGAAACUCUGCUUUAUCUUUGACUGCAGGUCAAUUAUCUCAGGUUAAGCGAGGAAAUAUUUGGGUUCAGGUGACCCAGGGUCAAUUUCGAAGACCAGUGUCAGAUAUUGGACAUGAAGUUGGAAAAUCCCCUCGAUGCCAACCAAACAGACAAAAGAUAAAACUGGGGCCACAAGGGACCAGCUUGGAUACUUGCUGUGUGCACAGCUAACUCUCUCGGCUAGGGAGAGUGAUAGUCAUUUCCCUGUUGGAUAGUUGAGGCCAGCCAAAGGAGGAUGUUACGAUCCAGUUAGGGACUGUAAACAUUUGAAGAGAAAUCUGUAUGCCCAGUGAUUUCGCCAAUAGAACUACUCCACAAGAUUUCAUGUUUUUAAACAAAAACUUUACUGUAUUUAAAAGAAUUAAACAAUUCAAGCAGUCUUAACACUA